Messenger RNA from Medioppia subpectinata, 621 nucleotides. The record is from the annotation of a GenBank genome assembly. Lineage: Eukaryota; Metazoa; Arthropoda; Arachnida; Sarcoptiformes; Oppiidae.
UUUAUGAUCAAAACAAUUGAUUAUAAUUUGUAUGAAACAUAUCUUCGGAUUGUCUGUUGAUCUGAAGCGAUGACCCAAUACUUGCCACCGAAUCUGUUGGCUCUGUUCGCGCCUCGAGAGCCGAUCCCUUUCCUACCGCCGGCACAGAAGUUGCCGCACGAGAAGAAGACCAGAGGCUAUGCGGGCGUCGGACACCUUCUCUCAAACUUCGAGGACCCGAAGGACACACCUCUUCCCACACGACUCGAGACCAGAGAGGAGAGGAUUGAACGCAAACGUCGGGAACGGGCAGAACAGGCGGCCUAUAAACUGGAACAGGGAAUCGCUCUUUGGGAUCCGUCGUCGUCGACAACCGCCACCUCUGAUCCCUAUAAGACUUUAUUUAUCGCACGAAUCAAUUACGACACGACUGAAGCCAAACUGAGGCGUGAGUUUGAGGCCUACGGACCCAUUAAGAAGAUAGGGAUGUGUGUAGACAAGGUUAGCGGCAAACCCCGGGGCUAUGCGUUCAUAGAGUUUGAACACGAGAGAGAAAUGCACUGUAAGUUUGAUUUAAUUCAAUUGUUAGCGUUAAUUGAGUUGUGUUUUGAGCGCGAGUUCUGCUCUAAAGCGUUGAUUUUG